Molecule: messenger RNA, 1140 nt
Organism: Tribolium madens (black flour beetle)
Lineage: Eukaryota; Metazoa; Arthropoda; Insecta; Coleoptera; Tenebrionidae
Exons: 6
Coding region: 141-1046 (301 amino acids)
Molecular function (GO): protein binding
Source: RefSeq, a predicted model, not a curated record
UGGCAAAGGCAAAAACAAGAAGUAUAAAGUAAAAAAUGGCGAAAAAAGAAAAAAAGUGGGGCGAAAAAGGAGAAGAUUGAAGAGUUCAACGUGUCACAAUGUUCAAGAUUUAUUAAAAUCAAGAGGACUUUCUUGCCCUAAUGUCCAGAAAAAAAAGAAGCAAGAAAAUGCCUUUCCACGUUGCAACUCGAGCCGACGACGUUGACAAACACGAAUUUGAUGUCAAUCAAUUAAUCUACCAUAAAGGGAAACUCUACUCUGCUGGUGACGAUGGCAAGAUCAAAAUGUGGGCUCCUGAUUUGAAGUUUCUCAAAGAAGUGCAAGCUCAUCCAUGCUCUAUUUAUUCAAUUACAGCUGACGGUGAUGCUAUUUACUCUUGUUCAAACGAUGGUACGGUCAAAAGUUGGGAACUCGAGACCCUCAAAAAGAAAACAGUUUUUCUUGAAGAUAAAGAAGUAGAAUUCUGGAAAGUAAAAUACGAUAAAGGAAUCUUGUAUAUUGGCGACGACCAAGGAAAUGUAAGAAUGUACAAGAACGAGACGUUUUAUGGGUCAAUCAAUGUGGCAAUUCCGGUUAAAGACUUAGCCAUCAAAGAUAAUCUUAUGUUUGCAUCGAAAGACAACGAUGUGAUUGUCACUGAUCUCAUUUUGCAAGAAGAAAAACCUCAAUUUGGAAUAAAGGCCACACUCAUGGGACGAGGUCCAUUAGGAUUGGUUGACAACAAAGUCAUAUUUCUGAGUCGAGAUGGAAAAGAUAUUCUUGUAAAUCAGAUUGACGAGCAACAACACCUUAAAGAAACUGCAAAAGUUGUUAAAGCCCACGAUAUGAUUAUCAAUGGUGCAAUUGCAGUAAAUUGGGAUGGUAACCCCUGGUUAUUUACAGCAGGUUGGGAUAAAGUAAUAAAGAAGUGGAAGAUAGCGAAUGAUUCUCUUAAAGCUGAUGGUUCCUGCAAUAUUGAUUUUAUUGUCAACACAAUGGCUUAUGGUGACAAAGACCAAAUCUAUGCUGCUGGAAGUGACGGCCAUAUUGCUCGUCUCGAUCUUUAAAUUUAUUUUGUGUUAUUUUUGAUGUUUUUGUAAUUUCUAUGUGUUUGUUGAGUGUUUUUGAAUUAUUAUUAAUGAAUAAAAUUUAAUCAAUUAA